AUGAGAAUUGGUAAAGAAGAAAUGUCUCAACAUGAAAAAGAUAAACUUGAAGAUAUGAAUAUUAUGAGAGAAGUACUUGGUAAAAGUAAGACAAAGUCACCUGCUGUAUAUAAUACAACAAUGUCAUUGGACUUAAACAAAGCUCAAGUUAUAAGCAAGGGUGAGGAUGGUGAAGAUGGUGAAAACGAUGGAGAUGACAAAGCCAGUGAGAGCAGUGAAAGCUGCAAGGACCAAGAAGAACAGGAAGCUGAUGUCAGCAAUGAGAUCAGUUCUCAGAGAGAGGUCAUUGUUCAAAGCAACAGUGAAAGCAGCACCUUCAAGCACUCUGACACCAGUGCGUACAGUGACAAAAGACGGCCUAAAUUCUUUGGCAAGAUUGUGAAGAACACGGCAAAAAGAUCAGUCAAGAGCAUAAAGGAUAUUGGGCAUCAUAUAAAAGAGUUCAAUGAUACUCAGAUAUUGCUCUUAGAAUCAAAGUACGAGGAAGAGCUCAAGAACCAGAAGGAGAAGCUGCAAAAAGAGCUUCAAUGCAAGCAGUGGGUAAAAGGAGUGAUCCUUAUGGCAAAAACAUUUGACUGGUCUGAGGAGAAGACUAAGAAUGAAUUAGAAGAGAUGUAUAACCAAUACAUCAAUUAA
Messenger RNA from Phycomyces blakesleeanus NRRL 1555(-), 636 nucleotides. RefSeq lists its product as hypothetical. The record is from RefSeq and is a predicted model, not a curated record. Bases 1 to 636 code for a protein of 211 amino acids. Lineage: Eukaryota; Fungi; Mucoromycota; Mucoromycetes; Mucorales; Phycomycetaceae. The transcript has 2 exons.